Messenger RNA from Glarea lozoyensis ATCC 20868, 804 nucleotides. RefSeq names its product POZ. The transcript has 4 exons. NCBI's taxonomy places the organism in Eukaryota, Fungi, Ascomycota, Leotiomycetes, Helotiales, Helotiaceae. Gene Ontology annotation, molecular function: protein binding. The record is from RefSeq and is a predicted model, not a curated record. The coding region runs from base 1 to 804 and encodes 267 amino acids.
AUGUUUAAGCGCUCUUUCAGGACGAAUGAUCGCGUGGAGAAGACCGUCAAGUUGAAGAAGACCAGUAGGGAUGUUGCGAAGCUGGCGAAAUUGAAGUCGUCGUUCGAGCAGAGUCCAACUCUCACCUCGCGGAUUGUAACCUUUACAGUCGGCAAGGAAGGACGAUUGUUUGCGGCUCACGAAGAUGUCUUGGCCUUGUCGCCGUUCUUUACGACGGCGUGCAGAGGUCAGAUUCGUCAGUCGCAGAGUAUGAGGAUCGAUCUCCCAGACGAAGAACCGGAGGUCUUUUCGUGUGUUCUUGAGUACUUAUACAAGGGCGACUACUACCCCCGCUUGGUGCACAACAAGCGCAGAAACUCUUGGGAACUCGAGGAUGCCGAAAAGUCUCCAAACCCAGAAAACCCAGGUGGCCGCGGAUCCGUCGAGGCCACAACUUACAUCUCUAGCGUGGGACAGGACCUUUUAAGGGACACCGUCAUAUAUUGUGCCGCUGAAAAGUACGGCUUGGAGGAGCUCAAACGACUCUCGCUUCGAAAGCAAGGUCUACAGAGUGGAAUCGAAGUUGCUACGAUUCUUCAUAGUGCACGAUAUGCGUAUGACAACACGCCGGACUCGGACUCGCGCCUUCGCGCUCAUUAUCUCGCCUUGAUUAUUAGAUGUCGCAAGACAUUUAAAAGGAGCGGAACCAUGCAGACAGAAAUGGAGAGUGGCGGUAAACUUUUCUUUGACCUUUUCGUAGCUCUUUGCAAUCAUGUCGAUGAUAUUGUGGAUAUGGGCAACGCCCGUUCCCCCAUGACCAUCUAA